UGUUCGAGCUGACUCGCAAGGAUGCAGGCCCUUACAUUAGUUUGUUUAAUUCUUUGCUGUUGCUACAGCAUCCGUGGAUGUCCUCAGAUGGUUGUAGAUGUUCUUUGGAAGGAUGGGUUGUGUGCAUCGAUAGUGCCUGACGCCGUGAAGACAAAGAGAUUGGAAUGCAUCAUGGGCAAAAUUCCGCCUAACGUUUUACAGGUAAAACAAUCCUGUAAAGAAUUCCUCUUCCAAGGACUUGAUAAUCUACAAGUACUGAAACAACAGUGUUCAAAUUCGACAUUAGAGAAGCAGUAUUAUUCAUGUGUUCAGCAGAAUCUCGGCUUGCCUGACUGGGAAGAUGGAUGCAAACCCACAACUAAUAAUAUCGGUAUGGGCAUGGGCAUGCCCCAGCAAAAUAUGGGCAUGCUCCAGCAAAAUCCUAUUUUAAGCGGACAACAACCUAUCAAUAAUCAACAGCAACCACUUUUUAACCCAACUUUAGGCCAACUACAAAUUCCGGGUUUCAACGGACAACAAUUGCCCUUAAAUCAACAACAGUUUCCAAAUUUAAAUUUUAGACAGUUUUCAACUGGUGGUUUCAGACAACCGUUUCAAAAUGGAGGUUUCAGACAACCGUUUCAAAAUGGAGGUUUCAGACAACCGUUUCAAAAUGGAGGUUUCACACAACCGUUUCAAAAUGGAGGUUUCACACAACCGCUUAUAAAUAGAGGUCUCACCCAACAGUUCCCAAAUCAAUUUUUACAACAACAACAACCAUUUGGUAGAUUGCAAACCCAACAAAUGCUCUCCUCUGACGGUGGAACAAACAACCAAAUGACAGAUAUAGCUAAGGAGAUGUUGUGGAACGUAGCUGUGUGCAUUACUGAAAACAGGAUUACAAUAUAAGCCAGAAAACUUGAAGUGACUUGAUGCUAACCCUGAAAGUCUAUUAAACUAAUCAUUUAUGUUUAUAACUACAAAAUUUGGAAACGUUCUUUAUUUACUAAAUUGAUGUUGUAUAUCUGGAAAAUUAGUCAGAGAUGUAAAUUAUUGGCAAAGGAAUAAAAUUAUGUA
Messenger RNA from Limulus polyphemus (Atlantic horseshoe crab), 1056 nucleotides. RefSeq lists its product as uncharacterized. The coding region runs from base 22 to 888 and encodes 288 amino acids. Lineage: Eukaryota; Metazoa; Arthropoda; Merostomata; Xiphosura; Limulidae. The record is from RefSeq and is a predicted model, not a curated record. The transcript is spliced from 6 exons.